Messenger RNA from Mastomys coucha (southern multimammate mouse), 3853 nucleotides. It is a transcript of the gene Rps6ka6, whose product is annotated as ribosomal protein S6 kinase A6. The record is from RefSeq and is a predicted model, not a curated record. Bases 37 to 2163 code for a protein of 708 amino acids. NCBI's taxonomy places the organism in Eukaryota, Metazoa, Chordata, Mammalia, Rodentia, Muridae. Gene Ontology annotation, biological process: protein phosphorylation. Gene Ontology annotation, molecular function: ribosomal protein S6 kinase activity; magnesium ion binding; ATP binding. The transcript has 22 exons.
AUUUUGAACAUUGUUUUUCAGGUAAAUGAUCUGAAAAUGGUUGAUGAGCCAAUGGAAGAGGGAGAGCCAGUUUCUUGCCGGCGGGAAGAAUUGCUUAAAGAGAUACCUAUUACACAGCAUGUUAAAGAAGGAUAUGAGAAAGCAGAUCCGGCACAGUUUGACUUGCUCAAGGUUCUUGGUCAGGGAUCUUUUGGAAAGGUUUUUCUUGUUAGAAAGAAGACUGGUCCCGAUGCUGGGCAGCUCUAUGCAAUGAAGGUGUUAAGGAAAGCUUCUUUGAAAGUUCGAGACCGUGUUCGCACAAAGAUGGAGAGGGAUAUCCUGGUAGAAGUAAAUCAUCCAUUUAUUGUCAAACUGCACUAUGCUUUUCAGACUGAAGGGAAGCUGUACUUAAUAUUGGAUUUCCUCAGGGGAGGAGAUGUCUUUACAAGAUUAUCCAAAGAGGUUCUUUUUACAGAGGAAGAUGUGAAAUUCUACCUUGCAGAAUUGGCCCUUGCUUUGGAUCAUCUGCAUCGAUUAGGAAUUGUGUAUAGAGACCUGAAGCCAGAGAACAUCUUGCUUGACGAAAUAGGACAUAUCAAGUUAACAGAUUUUGGGCUUAGCAAAGAGUCAGUGGAUCAAGAAAAGAAGGCCUACUCAUUUUGUGGUACUGUAGAAUAUAUGGCUCCUGAAGUAGUAAAUAGACGAGGCCAUUCUCAGAGUGCUGAUUGGUGGUCAUAUGGUGUACUUAUGUUUGAAAUGCUUACUGGCACUUUGCCAUUUCAAGGAAAAGACAGAAAUGAGACCAUGAAUAUGAUACUGAAAGCAAAACUUGGAAUGCCCCAAUUCCUUAGUGCUGAAGCACAAAGUCUAUUAAGGAUGUUAUUCAAAAGGAAUCCAACAAAUAGAUUGGGAUCAGAAGGAGUUGAAGAAGUCAAAAGACAUGCUUUUUUCGCUUCCAUUGACUGGAAUAAACUAUAUAAAAGAGAAGUUCAGCCUCCUUUCAGACCUGCUUCUGGAAAACCAGAUGAUACUUUUUGUUUUGAUCCUGAAUUUACUGCCAAAACACCUAAAGAUUCUCCUGGUUUGCCAGCCAGUGCAAACGCUCAUCAGCUCUUCAAAGGAUUCAGUUUUGUUGCGACUUCUAUCGCCGAAGAAUAUAAAAUCACUCCUGUUACAAGUUCAAAUGUAUUACCAAUCGUUCAGAUAAAUGGAAAUGUUGCUCAAUUUAGUGAAGCUUAUGAAUUGAAAGAGGAUAUUGGUGUUGGUUCUUAUUCUGUUUGCAAGCGAUGCAUACAUUCAGCUUCCAACGUGGAAUUUGCAGUCAAGAUCAUUGAUAAAAAUAAGAGAGACCCCUCAGAAGAAAUUGAAAUUCUGAUGCGCUAUGGACAACAUCCCAACAUUGUCUCUUUAAAGGAGGUCUUUGAUGAUGGGAAAUAUGUUUACCUUGUUACGGACUUGAUGAAAGGAGGAGAACUUCUGGAUCGUAUUCUCAAAAAGAAAUGUUUCUCAGAGCAGGAAGCUAGUAAUGUGCUGUAUGUAAUAACCAAGACAGUUGAGCACCUUCAUUCUCAAGGAGUUGUUCAUCGUGAUCUUAAGCCCAGUAAUAUUUUGUACAUGGAUGAAUCUGCCCAUCCAGAUUCAAUCAAGAUUUGUGAUUUUGGGUUUGCAAAACAGCUUCGCGGAGAAAAUGGACUUCUGUUAACUCCGUGCUACACAGCAAACUUUGUAGCACCUGAGGUUCUCACUCAACAGGGAUAUGAUGCUGCCUGUGAUAUUUGGAGCUUAGGAGUCCUUUUGUACACAAUGUUGGCUGGCUACACUCCAUUUUCCAAUGGACCCAAUGAUACUCCUGAGGAAAUACUUCUGCGCAUAGGCAAUGGGAAGUACUCUUUGAGUGGUGGAAUCUGGGACAAUAUUUCACGUGGAGCAAAGGAUUUGCUUGCUCAUAUGCUUCACAUGGACCCACAUCAGCGUUAUACUGCUGAGCAAGUACUAAAGCACCCUUGGAUAACCCAAAGAGAACAACUGCCGCGCCAUCAGCCAAACUCGGAUGAGCCACCACAGCUCCAGCAUCCCCCUAUGCUGGGACAUCAAACUUCCACAGGACCAAUUGCUGUCAGGAAGCAGUGGCUGCAGCAUAUUCUGUCUUGGCUCGGAACCCGAACAGGCAUCAUCCAGUCCUAGAGCCUGUUACUGCUUCACGUUUAGCUCAGAGGCGUAACAUGAAAAAGCGAACAUCAACUGGCUUGUAAGAGUCUUAGUGUUCCUCAGCUGACAGGAUGAAGAGAAAAGUAAAUGUGUGUUGUAGGUUGGCUUUGUGUUUUUGUUUUGUUUUGUUUUUGUCUAAUCUCAUAUCAAAGGUAUUUUGUUUCCUGCCACAUUACUUGAAUAUUCUGUUUAAGCCUCUUUUGGAGAGGUUGGAAUUUGAAACAAACAUACAUAGGUCCAUAAUAUUCAUACUAUGUCAUAUUGAAGUAGUGUCCAAAUGUUUAACUAUAUAAUUGACGUCCACAAGGUCUUAACUUCUCUGCACAUUAACUUCCCAAAUUCCUUUGAAACAAAGUUAACCUAUUUUUUUAUUAUUUUACACAAAAAUGGUUUAGGAAUUCAUUAAUACUAAUCAAGAUGCUUUUCAUAUGUCAUAAUGCUAAAUAAUAACAGUAUUUUAACAUCAUUUCCUAAAAAGUAAUUUUUGUUCUUAAAAGAACAAUAGAAGUAUUCUAAUAGCUUGUGCAUAGCCAAAGCACUCCAUGCAUUUGUCUGUUUAGAUACUAAAGGGAGCAAAAGUAGUUUGGUGCCUGAGCAAGAUACAUUUGUGCUAAUAUAUGAAUUCCUGAUAUGGUUGGUGCCAAAAUUUUGAUAGAAUAAUUAAAUCACUAAUAAUUUGUGCAGACAGAUUUGUAUAUUAUCCAUAAGUGGCUUCAUCUAGAGAAAGUUUCCAUAAGGCUUCUAAUGUUUUACAGCUAAUGAAAUUGUAGUGAAAGUGAAGAUGUUUUUAUCCAGAGGUUUCAUGUUGGUGUUGUAAUCUCUUAAAAAUGUCAUAGUUAAGCCUUUGAAUAUGCACUUCAUGGUGUUGAUGUGAUCUUGGUGUUACCUAAGCUGACUUUGAAGUUAACCAAUUGAAUUUAACCAUCAUCUUUCCCCUUUAUAAGUGAAGCUACACUGUUGUAUUCCUGAUUUCCAUGUGGUUUGAGCUACAGUGUAGCAUAUUGAUCUACCUUGAAUCCUAUGGUGAUGUAGUUGAAGUUUUAUUAUAGUGGACUUGUGCACUUAGCACAUACGAUACAAUAUAAUGUAUUUCAGUAAGCAUCAGACAAUUCUACAUAUUUUAAGAAAAUAUUUUCACAUUUUAAAUAGGAAACAAUAUUAAUGGUUGACAUAGAAAUUUGAGUACAUUUAAAAAUCAUUUAUAAUAAACUGGCCAAAUUGGUAUUAUUAAAUUUAUGAUUCAGAACCAGUGUGCAAUGUGUAUUGUUUUCUUCAAAUGCUGAAAAUUUAAAAAGUCAUUUUAUAUUGUUAAGGAAAAUACCAUUAACUACUACUACUGACAGAAAGAAUUCAUGAAUGUAAACUGGAGGAUAUCAGUUUUGUUUAGUGAAUAGAAAUGUAUUACUUGUAUGUGCUAUGUGUACUAUUUGCUUAGUUCAGAGAGAACUGAUUACUGAGUAUGUGAUUUAGACUAGGAGACAUGUAACGUUGGAAUUUAAUAAAACAAACUGUAUGUAUUCUCUUUAAAAUGUAAGUGAUCUUUAUCCAUGCACAAAUAUCUGUUUCCUACAUGUGAUAUAUAAAUUCUGUAUUCUUACUUGAGGUGUCUUUUUUAAAAUGAUUGGACAAUAUUAAACAACAGCUGAUCUGAUACCACACAACAGCA